Messenger RNA from Cantharellus anzutake, 732 nucleotides. RefSeq lists its product as uncharacterized. The record is from RefSeq and is a predicted model, not a curated record. The coding region runs from base 1 to 732 and encodes 243 amino acids. Lineage: Eukaryota; Fungi; Basidiomycota; Agaricomycetes; Cantharellales; Hydnaceae. The transcript is spliced from 6 exons.
AUGAAGAGCAGGAAGGAGGUCAAAAUCAUGAAGUGUAUGGACGCCCUUGUACCUCCAUCCCAGAAGCCAGAGUCCUUGAUGAGUACUGACCGGAUCUACCAAGAGCCAUCUGAUAAAUACCCGUCCGCUGGUGGUGACACCGGGACUGGGGACAGCAAUAGAAGCUUCGUGUCGUUUCGUUCUCCACAUAUCCCCAGUAACCCCCUGUCCUCCCAGAUGACUUCGGGUAUUGGAACGGAACCCAAGGGUACUAUGCACAAACAGGGUCUUAAUAUGAGGGUCACAUACCGGCUCAGCACGCUAGGACCAACCCUUCUCCGUGUCACCAACGUGAGGGUCUAUUCGAGCUUGCAGGGCCAGCCGAGGUUUGAAUCCGGCCACAUGAUUCCCAUGCCGAAGACUGGUUAUAAUGGCCAACUAAGAUUUGGCAACGGCAACGGCACCCGACUCGUAAUACAGCCUGAACGCAGCAGCAACGGAUGGACGGAUGUUUUUGAAUUUAAUGGAAACACGAGAUUAAGUAUGACUUGUUCCUCGGAAUUGGGGAAUUCGGUGGAAAACGUCGACCCCUUCAUUGAUGAUAUACAUCAGCGCGUCCAUGAAUAUGAUCCGCAUCACCAUACGCCGGUACCGGGAUCACCGGAGAGUCAUGGAAGCGCAGCAUUUAUUCAUUGUAUGAAGGAAUUAUAUACUGCAAUCGACAUCGUAUUCGGUAACGCUGCAGUGAUUUGA